CCAUAAUACAGUUAACUUUGAGAUAAUUAUUGAAGUAUAACUUAUAACCUGUUUGGAACCGAGAACGUACGGAAACGGGUAGAUUUAUAACCAUUUGAAACACCUUUGUAGUUAGUUUCCGCAUUAAAAAAAACAAAACAAUCGAUUAUAAUCAUGACUUCUGUGGUAAAAGGUAUCGUUAUUGUUGGAGCAAAACGCACACCUUUUGGUACAUAUGGAGGAAAAUUUACAAAAACGUCUGCUACAGAAUUACAAACAGUUGCUGCAAAAGCAGCCUUAACUGCAGCAAAUGUGAAACCUGAGUUAAUCGAUACAGUGAUUGUUGGUAAUGUUCUUACUCAAUCGUCUUCUGAUGGUGCCUUCAUACCCAGACAUUCAGCCUUAAGAUGCGGCAUUCCCCAAGAUCGCCCAGCUUUCCUCGUAAACAGGUUAUGUGGGUCAGGAUUUCAGUCAAUUGUAAACGCGGUGCAGGAUAUUCAAACAGGAGUUAGUCAAAUUUCGUUGGCUGGUGGUGCAGACAGUAUGUCACAAACUCCACAUAUCGCAAGAAAUAUUCGUUUUGGGGUUCCACUCGGUCAGAACGUCGUCUUGGAAGAUUCUCUUUGGCUUGGUUUGACUGAUACAUACUGUAAAAUGCCGAUGGCCCUCACAGCUGAAAAAUUGGGGGCUCAGUUCAACAUCACCAGAGAUGAAGUCGACGCAUUUGCUUUGAAAUCACAACACAAUUGGAAAGCUGCGCAAGACGCUGGUCGUUUUAAGGAAGAAAUUGCGCCUGUCACCAUCAAGGCUAAAAAAGGGAGUGCAAUUGUUGAUGUAGAUGAACAUCCGCGCCCUGAAACCACUCUAGAAGGCCUUAAAAAACUUCCUACGUUGUUUAAAGAAAAUGGAUUGGUCACUGCAGGUUCGGCUUCUGGGAUAUGUGACGGUGCUGGCGCUAUUGUGGUGGCUAGUGAAGAAGCUGCCACUAAACAUAAUCUGACACCUCUGGCUAGAAUUGUCGCAUUUUCUGUAGUUGGUGUUGAUCCUACCAUUAUGGGGAUAGGACCAGUGCCGGCUAUACAGAAUGUUCUUAAAGCAACUGGAAAAUCCUUGGAUGAUAUUGAUUUAGUUGAGAUCAAUGAAGCAUUUGGUGCUCAAGCUCUGGCAUGUGCUAAGAAUUUAAAACUUGACCUUAACAAACUAAAUGUUGAUGGUGGAGCGAUCGCUAUUGGGCACCCAUUGGCUGCUUCUGGUUCGAGAAUUACAGCCCAUUUGGUUCAUGAGUUGAGACGCAGACAGGCAAAAUUGGGGAUUGGAUCAGCAUGUAUUGGAGGUGGUCAAGGUAUCGCAAUUAUGAUUGAAGCUCUGUAACAUUUUGAUGACUACUGUGUGUUCAAUAAUGAGACUAUGUACUACGAAAUCUAAUCAAUCUUUAUAUCUUAUCUUGUGGCGAAACAGAUAUAAAAUGGAUAGUUUUUUUAAAUUUUUAUAACUUUAUAUUAUAUACAUAUAUUAAUAUAUACAUUGGUACAAUAAGGUUUAUAAAGGUUUAUACAGUUGACCAUGAAUUUUAUAAAAAUAAAGCACACGAUUAA
Molecule: messenger RNA, 1574 nt
Organism: Zophobas morio
Lineage: Eukaryota; Metazoa; Arthropoda; Insecta; Coleoptera; Tenebrionidae
Product: 3-ketoacyl-CoA thiolase, mitochondrial-like
Exons: 8
Coding region: 154-1350 (398 amino acids)
Cellular component (GO): mitochondrion
Molecular function (GO): acyltransferase activity, transferring groups other than amino-acyl groups
Source: RefSeq, a predicted model, not a curated record